This is a messenger RNA of Verticillium alfalfae VaMs.102, 1632 nucleotides long. Its product is annotated as long chain fatty alcohol oxidase. The coding region runs from base 1 to 1632 and encodes 543 amino acids. The record is from RefSeq and is a predicted model, not a curated record. Lineage: Eukaryota; Fungi; Ascomycota; Sordariomycetes; Glomerellales; Plectosphaerellaceae. The transcript is spliced from 3 exons. Gene Ontology annotation, molecular function: oxidoreductase activity, acting on CH-OH group of donors; flavin adenine dinucleotide binding.
AUGAAUAGCGGCCCCACCGGAAGCUGGUUCCUCACUGGCUACUUCACCGCCGUUAACCAGCAGCCACUCCACAUCCGCGAAGACAUCCUCCAGGGCUGGCAAACCUCCCGUCUCAGCUCCAUGCGAGUGCUCACCAAGGUUUUCACCAGCCUAGCCCAGAAGGCUACCCUGCAGACGAGCCCCCUCUUCAAAGAGCUUACCGGUUACACCGACAUGCCCAGCGACCACAAGCCCGUUGACAGUUAUGAAUUCAAUUUUAUGCAGUUCCCCGCCUCCGACGAGGCCGUGUCACUCGAGACGGAUGUUGUCAUCGUCGGUUCGGGCUGUGGUGGCGCCGUUGUUGCCAAGCACCUCGCUGAGGCCGGCCAUCGCGUCCUCGUCGUCGACAAAUCCUACCACUUCCCCGCCGCCCAGCUGCCACUCGCCCAGGACAUGGGCUGCCAGUACCUCUAUGAGGGUGGCGGGUUUCUGGGCAGCGACGAUAGCUGCCUCAACCUCGUUGCUGGCAGCUGCUGGGGCGGUGGCGGGAACAUCAACUGGAGCGUGUCGCUGCAGACCCAGGGCUUCGUGCGCAGUGAGUGGGCCAAGAAAGGGCUGCCGUUCUUCACCUCGGCCCAGUUUCAGAGCUGUCUCGACAAGGUGUCGGACGUGAUGGGCGUGAGUUCAGACCAUGUGCGCCACAACCACAGAAAUCGAGUGAUGCUUGACGGGGCCCGCAAGUUGGGGUGGCAUGCAGCUGCGGCGCCGCAAAAUACGGGCGGCACGGAACACUACUGUGGCCGGUGCCAUCUCGGAUGUGGGUCGGCUGACAAGAAGGGAACUGCUGUCAGCUGGCUGCCUGCGGCUGCAGAGGCUGGUGCCGAAUGUAUCGAGGGUCUGGAGGUGAACGAGGUGACCUUUGACACGACGGAUGGGGCCAAGAAGGCGACAGGCGUCGUGGGAACCUGGGUAUCCAGGGACGCCACUGGUGGUGUCAGCAGUCCAUCGUCGGAGCGCACCACGCGAAAGGUCGUGAUCAAGGCCAAGAAGGUCAUAGUGGCCUGUGGUUCGCUCUGGAGUCCCCUUGUCCUGCUCAAUAGUGGCCUUACUAACCGACAUAUUGGCCAAAACCUCUAUGUUCAUCCGUGUAACAUGGUUGGCGCCUACUGGAAAGAGGAAGUUACACCGUGGGAGGGUAAGCACAUCCAAACUUUCGGAUCAUCUCUCCUUGCUAACCAGUCAGGCGGCAUCAUCACGAGCUACUGCACCGCCUUUGAGAACCUCGACAACGCUGGCCACGGCGUGAAACUCGAGCCAACUUGUGCCGUCCCCUACACUGUCCUCACAAGCAUGCCUUGGCACAGCGGCCUCUCGUCCAAGCUGGCCGCACUCAAGUACCGACAUUUCGGCGGCUUCAUCGCGCUCACUCGUGAGCGCGAUCCAGGCUACGUGUACCCUGACUCCCGCACCGGCAGGCCACGCAUCGCUACACGCCGUCUGAUUUCGACCGGCGCGCAUACGCUGAGGGUGUCAUCGCCCUGGCCAAAAUUUGCUAUGUCGAGGGUGCAGAGGAGAUUCACGCGUUCUUCCCGGGUUUGGAGCCCUUCAUACGGGGCGAGGCUAAGAACGAAGAGGGCGAAGAGGCGGGCGUGA